This is a messenger RNA of Prorocentrum cordatum, 387 nucleotides long. Lineage: Eukaryota; Dinophyceae; Prorocentrales; Prorocentraceae. The record is from the annotation of a GenBank genome assembly.
AUGGAGCGGCCCGCUGCCUUCCUGGAGGCUGGGGACACCCCGCCUCCCGUCUCCGUGUUCGUGCGGGUCAGGCCUCUGAUUUCCAGGGAGGCCGGCUCCGAUGUCCUGCCUGGCCUGGCGCUCUGCAGCAGCGGUCCAGAAUCCGCGCCCGCGGUUGCGCUCGAGUCCGGCAAGGUCACCGUCGGUGGGUUCGCGGGUGUGCAGGGGCAGGAGGCGGACAACCAAGCCGUGUUCGAGAGCUGUUUUGCAGAGCGGUUGAAGACCGUGAUGCGUGGCGGCGCGGCUUCCCUUUUCUGUUAUGGGUAUACUGGCGGUGGCAAGACCCACACCAUGCUUGGGAAACAAGAGGAGCGGGGGAUGUAUUAUCGGAUGCGCAUCAGAUUCUGA